CUUCUCCUCUCGUCUCCAGUUGUCCGCUCCCCAGUCCCCAAGCCCAACAACUCCAUCACCCCCGCUCAGCAGGCAGCAGCCAUGGACGACACCCACGAGCCCGCUUCGCCGACCUCCCCCUCCGCCUCUUCGACGUCCUCGUCGUCGUCCUCCUCCUCCGUGGCGCCGAAGAAGCGGCCGCGCAAGGACGGUUGCCAGCACCCGACGUACCGCGGCGUGCGCAUGCGGAGCUGGGGCAAGUGGGUGUCCGAGAUCAGGGAGCCCCGCAAGAAGUCGCGCAUCUGGCUCGGCACCUUCGCCACCGCGGAGAUGGCCGCGCGCGCGCACGACGUCGCCGCGCUCGCCAUCAAGGGACGCGCCGCGCACCUCAACUUCCCAGACCUCGCGCACCUGCUCCCGCGCCCGGCCACCGCGGCGCCCAAGGACGUCCAGGCCGCGGCAACGCUCGCCGCGGCCGCCGACUUCCCCUCAUCAGGCGUCAAUGCCAAGAGCCCCGAGAGAAGCAGCUCCGACGCCAGCGCUGCCUCGCCGCUUCCGCCUCAGUCGGGUGUAGAGCCGGACCCGGACGACGCGCUGUUUGACCUCCCGGACCUGCUCCUGGACCUGAGGUGUGGCUCGUCUGCGGCUCUAUCGUGCGCGUCGUCGUGGGCCGUCGACGACGACAUGGCCGGCGCCGGCGUGUUCCGCCUCGAGGAACCGCUGCUGUGGGAAUACUGAUCAAUGUCACUGCGUGAGUUCAUGGAGCAGUCGCCAUCCAUCAGUUACUUAAUGCAUCGCUCUUAAAGUAUUAGAUUGAUCGGAGACUUGUAGUUUGUGAAUGCUUCUGCUUUCUUCUGCUCUCCUCUGUUUUUCUUUUCUUCUUUUGUAAGUUUUGUUCUGCUUUUCUUUACUAAAUUUAGGAACCGAGCUUGUAAAAAGUUAGUUUCUUUUUUCUUUCCUUGCUUGAUUUGGGGGACAAGAAUAUGUAUAAUUAGCAAGAAUCUUAUCUUCCAU
Molecule: messenger RNA, 993 nt
Organism: Phragmites australis (common reed)
Lineage: Eukaryota; Viridiplantae; Streptophyta; Magnoliopsida; Poales; Poaceae
Product: ethylene-responsive transcription factor ERF039-like
Exons: 1
Coding region: 82-717 (211 amino acids)
Biological process (GO): regulation of DNA-templated transcription
Molecular function (GO): DNA-binding transcription factor activity; DNA binding
Source: RefSeq, a predicted model, not a curated record